Arabidopsis arenosa is the source of this 1085-nucleotide messenger RNA. The record is from the annotation of a GenBank genome assembly. Lineage: Eukaryota; Viridiplantae; Streptophyta; Magnoliopsida; Brassicales; Brassicaceae.
GUUUAGAAGAGACGAAAUGGUUUGAAAAAGCUUCAAAAUUUAGGGCGAUUUCUUGCUAAAUCUGUGGAAGAAUCAGAGAAAUUUAGGCGUUUAGGUGUUUUUUUUUUUUUUUUUUUGGGGGGUUAAUUUGAUAUGAAGCCACACGAAGAUUGGGUUGAUGAAUCUUGGACAGUAGAUUGUGUUUGUGGUGUGAAUUUCGAUGAUGGUAAAGAGAUGGUUGAUUGUGAUGAAUGUGGUGUUUGGGUUCAUACAUGGUGUUCUCGUUAUGUUAAAGGAGAUGAUUUGUUUGUUUGUCACAAGUGUAAGAUCAAAAAGAACGACGAUGAAUUGUCGAAGUUAUCGGUUACUAAAUCGUUGAGAAUGGAGAACUCAUCUAUUCAGAGUGAGACUGUUGUAUUGAAGACUUGUUCUGAGAUACCAAUUGAAGAAAGGGUUCAUGUACAAGGAGUUCCUGGUGGUGAUUUGGCUUUGUUUGAAUGUGUUUCGUCGGUUUUUAGUCGGCAGCUUUGGAAGUGUUCUGGUUAUGUGCCUAAGAAGUUUAGGUUUCAGUAUAGGGAGUUUCCUUGUUGGGAUGAGAAGGAGAAUGUGUGUGAUGUUGGUGGUGAAGAAGAUACUUGUGCUGGUGUUUUGUUGUCUAUGUCGAAAGAAUACGGUGUGGAUGGUAAGGGAAAUCGGGGUUCUAGAGGAAUUGAGAUGAUACAUUCUCGGAGUGAUGUAGACAAAGAGAAGAGCUUGCUUUGUACUUUGAGUAUAAAUAAGAGGAGGAAAGGAUCGCCGGGUGGUUUUGAAGAUCGGGUUAAGAAGAAGGUUAAAGUUGCUGACAAAGAGGAAGAAGAUGAUAUAAGAAGGCUUUGAUUUGGAUACAGGAGAGACAUUAUCUGUUACACAACCAACAUUUCUUAUUUUUGUAGAUAUUUAAGUUUAUUCUUUGAAUCACUAGUAUUUUCGACCUACAUUUAUUCUACGCUAUACAAAGCUCGCGAGGGAGAACCAUUAAUAGUGGUCUUGCUAUGAAGGUUGGUAGUGAUGCCGCCAUUAAUAUCGCAGCUGAAUGCUCCAGGGAACAAUGAAUAUCCGAGGUUCAU